Molecule: messenger RNA, 2406 nt
Organism: Anopheles aquasalis
Lineage: Eukaryota; Metazoa; Arthropoda; Insecta; Diptera; Culicidae
Cellular component (GO): nucleus
Source: RefSeq, a predicted model, not a curated record
GCCUCUUUCCGCGCUUGAGCGAUUUCGGCACGAUGGUUCUGCGGGCCAACAGCUUUUUCGUAGGAUAACCGCUCGCUUAGCUGCACCCAAGUGUACCGUGCAAUUCGCGGGUCGCUUUCCGGAAAACUCCUCUUUUGACAGACGGAUUCACGAUCAAAACAAACUACCUCAAAAACAAACAGCAGCGAAUGGGCGCAAAUCCUCGGUGAAAAUCGGAUGUUUUAAGAUAUAUAAUUGUAGUACACUGGUGCUUGCUGGUUUGCUCAGCCAAGAUGGGUGUCCGGCAUUUGAAAACGUAUAUGAACAAACAUUUGAAGAAUGGCGUCUUUCCCGUUUGGAUGUUGCCCGCGAUACGAAAAGCGGCUAAACGAUCACGCAGACCUUUGAUAGUGAUCGAUUUGAUGGCACUGUUUGGAUUAUUUUGCUCCGACAAAAAGAGUAUGCUCUGUGGAACGCGGGUACGGAUGAUCGAACGGCAGGCCGACGAACUUUUUCGCCGCCUAACUGAAGCCGGAGCACGGCUGGUAUUUUUCUUCGAUGGACCACCGCAGCAGACCAAGCUCACGACGUGGACGCGAAGGCAGAAUCGAAAGUACGAAAACAUGCUCACCAUCAUCGAUGCCGUCGAUCAGGAGCAACCACUGCAUAAAAUCGCCACCAGGUACUACGGAGCGAUACCGAACAAUACUUGCAUCAAGCUGAAUCACAUAGCGAUCAAGCAUGGUCCAGUGAUCUUUUCGUACAGCGCCGAGUGCGACCAAGAGUUGGCCAUGUAUGCACUGCAGCAUAAAGCCUUCGCCAUUAUUACGAACGAUACCGAUUUUCUUAUCUACGAAGGAAAUUGGCAUUUGUGGUCAGCGGACGAUAUUAAUUUGGGUACACUAGAGACGCUAGAGUACAACAGGAAUGCAUUACGGUGUGAGCUGGAUCUAAGCUGGCCCGGCAUGGCACUGUGGGCGACACUGGGAGGGAACGAUUUUUUCCAGUACGACACCGUGCAACCUUUCCACAAUUCGCUCAAUGGUAAUAACAAGUUUGGCAGGCUGGCCCAAUACGUUCGCAUGUUACCGAUAGGUAAUGGUUUCAACAAAAGUAUCGUACAACAAAUUGUCCGGCGCGUGUUCCAGGGGCGUCCGAUACCGGAAGAUGCAGAGGAAUGCUUGAUGCAAAGUGUAUACUUUUACAGCACCAAUCCUAGUUUAUUGAGCCGCCCAAUGGAUCCGAUGGAAGCGUUUCUGAUUGAGAAAGAGCACUCCUUUGUGCUGAGCGUCUUAAAAGGCACGGCACACAACAGUACAAUACUAUUUUUCGACUAUCGAUCGACACAGCUUGGCAAUUACUUCGACAUCAUUGUGCCAUUGAUCGCCCGCACUGCCGGCGUUAUACUGUAUCAUCGACAACACGAACGGAAGGAAAUGACGAUUCUGGCUAAACGGGGACAUCGGGAACCUUAUGAUGAACAUAUUGUUCCCGCAAUAUUCCCAACGGAUAUAAUACCACCGCAUGUGAUGGAACUGCUGUCGGAGGACGAAUCGCUACAGGCCUCAUUAAAGCAAAGGAAGCUGCAUUUAUUGCGCUGGGUCUGUUCGGAUGAUGUGGACGAUGGGCUGUUGCAGACGGUACCGAGUAAGCUGGUCACAACGGUUCUCACUCUUGUGACGCUGGUACGUAAUGAUGCGCUACUUCUGUUCGAAGCCGAUCUGCUUCUUUCGAUAGUGCAGGAUGAGAUUAACGGUGGCUUCAAUUCGCAUCCUACCAUCGAGCGGUAUCCCGUGCGUGUAGAUCCGCGUGCAUUUCGCAUUGCAUUUCUGUUCCAGAAGGUAUACUCACACAUCGCCCGUUCGGCCAAAUCUUUUGGUCUGCCCGCCGAUUACUAUUGUUCCGUGCCGUACGAUGGACAUCGGUUUCACAACUGUUACGCGGGCUGGCGUAGCGGCCAGUGGACGAUGAACGAAGGGCAACAGUGGAGAUUGUAUGCGCCAUUUGCAAGGCAGGAGCUCGUGGCAGAAGCUGUUGCGUAAAAAAAAUCAAAUGAACCACCGAACGAACUCGAAUAUGUUCGCGAUUUUCUUGCAAUUUUAACAUGAUCUGUGAAUUAUGAUCAUCCGUGAAGAUUAUUUACUUGAAUGAAGGAAGAGUUGAAUGAAGAAACUCUUUUAACCUUAUUAUGCGUUAUAGAGAUUUAUUUUAUUCAAUCAAAUAAAUUUCUUAUGAAAAACAAACCAAUUUUUAAGAUAUAAAAAAAACACUUUGGAUGUAAAUGAAAAGCUAUAGGAAAACGAUCGUUUUGUCUAGAAGCAUCUCUAUAUGUGAGUAGCACGUCGUAGCGUCGGCAGAAAACGUACAAACCGCAUCCAUGCCCCUCCCCCAAAAACAACAAAUAAAUCCUUGUGCUGCUUUACCUUA